AGAAAGAGACUCCUUUUGGACAUCUUGGAACAAGUGGAAACACUUAGGUGCUUGGGAUAAGACUCCUAAGAAAAUAAAAUGGCAUCCGGAGAUUUCUGCUCACCUGGAGAAGGGAUGGAAAUAUUACAACAAGUAUGCAGCAAACAGUUACCUCCUUGUAACCUGAGUGAAGAGGACCUGUUACAGAACCCCUACUUCAGCAAGCUUCUGCUGAGUCUCUCACAGCAUGUGGAUGAGAGUGGCUUAAGCCUUAAGCUAGCAAAGGAACAGGCUCAGGUAUGGAAGAAAGUUCGACUACAUAAGACAACAUGGUUGAGGUCUGAGGUUUUACAGCGAGUCAUUCAAGAGCUGCUUGUGGAAUACUAUGUGAAGACACAAGGCACAAAUUUAACAGAGGACAAAAAGUUUCAUGAGACCCUUGAACAACGACUACUUGUUACUGAACUGACACAGCUUUUGGGUUCCAGCCAGGAGAGAGAGAAACCUUCACUGCUCGGGCUAGAGAAGACAGAUCUCCUAGAACUCAUGCCGCCCCCUGAGGACUUUGCAUGGAUGAGAGCUCGGCUCCAGAUGGAAGUGGAGGAGCAGCUCAAGAGGAAAUGUUUCACUCUGCUGUGUUACCAUGAUCCCAACUCAGACCGUUUAGAAGGAGCUAUUCGCUUACAAGAACAGGACAUGGAAAAGUCACAACAGGUCCUGAGCACCUAUGAGAUCCUUGGGGAGGAGUUUGACAGGCUGGUAAAAGAGUAUACCCAGCUCAAACAGGCAAUGGAGAACAAACGCUGGGCCCUCCAAGAGUUCAACAAGGCCUGCAGCUGAGCUGAGCUAAGCUGAGUCCAGCCAAGUCAAGCCAGGAAGUAUGGCUCCUACACAGUCACUACUGCCUUCUCUCCUUGCUAAGAACCACCACACUGAGGCUGCCUCCAUUACAGCAGGAUGUGAGAAUACUUGCUUAAAACAUCUGCUGUAAUUUAGGCACCCUCUUGGUUUCUCUCCCUUGUUUACAAUAACUGGAUUUCUCCUGGGAAUAUAGCUAUCUGCAUACCAUAGCUGCUUGUCUAUGUCAGCCCUGUAUUAUAUUGGAUUAACUCCUAAAUAAAGUGAUAAUAUUAUUUCUUA
Molecule: messenger RNA, 1119 nt
Organism: Dipodomys ordii (Ord's kangaroo rat)
Lineage: Eukaryota; Metazoa; Chordata; Mammalia; Rodentia; Heteromyidae
Gene: Haus4
Product: HAUS augmin-like complex, subunit 4
Exons: 7
Coding region: 79-819 (246 amino acids)
Biological process (GO): centrosome cycle; spindle assembly
Cellular component (GO): HAUS complex
Molecular function (GO): microtubule minus-end binding
Source: RefSeq, a predicted model, not a curated record